Anopheles marshallii is the source of this 1107-nucleotide messenger RNA. RefSeq names its product leucine-rich repeat-containing protein 57-like. Gene Ontology annotation, molecular function: protein binding. NCBI's taxonomy places the organism in Eukaryota, Metazoa, Arthropoda, Insecta, Diptera, Culicidae. The record is from RefSeq and is a predicted model, not a curated record. The transcript has 3 exons. The coding region runs from base 1 to 1107 and encodes 368 amino acids.
AUGGAAGGUGGCUUCAAAAGCAUAAUGCACCUGAGCUAUCGCAACUUUCGUUCGAUACCGGAGGAGCUGUGCGGUUCGGAACGGCACAACAUUGAGGAGAUUUAUCUGAAGGAAAAUUUGAUCCACCGACUGCCGGAUUGGUUUCUCGUGAGGAUGGGCCAUUUGCGGUUUUUGUGUCUCGCCGGCAACAUGAUUAGUUCGCUGCCGGACGCGAUCGAUCGUAUGGUGUGUUUGGAAACGCUCGAUCUGUCCGAGAACGCGCUGCACGGUUUGCCGUCCACCGUUGGACGCUUGCGGCGACUGACCAAGCUGUUGCUGAAUGGAAACAGCAUCGAGCGGCUGCCGUUGGAACUUGGGCAGCUCCAGCAGCUAGAGGUGCUGGAAGUGCGCAAAAACCGUCUCACGACCAUACCCAUCCAACUGGCACAGUGCAUCGCGCUGGAAGAUCUACAGGUGGACGAUAAUCCCGGCCUGUGGUCCAUUCCAACCCGACUAUUUGCCCUGCCCGCGCUAAAUUACGUGUCGGCGGAACGGUGCAACUUGUUCCAGCUGCCGUACACCAUCAACGCCACCACGCUGUGCUUCGUGCUGCUGUUUAGCCACCAGCAAAGCCUCACCCAUUGCCCGCUGGCAUUGGAACGUUUCGCCCAACCGGAUUACGAAUCAAUGGAGCAGAAGGUGAAGCGUAUCAGAAACCCACCCUGCUAUCGGCAGAUCCGCUGCCACGCUGUGCCGUAUCUACUGAAUCUUCCAUCCGCGCUGGUGCAUCUGUGCGACCGACAUAGUUCUGCCGGGAUUUUACCCGACUUCCUGUUCGACACGGCAUUGCGAGCGUGCUGUGGUCGGCUUCGGUGGGAUAGUCUGGACGAAUUGGACAUGCCAAGGUACUGUAAGGACCGAUUGAUCAAUGGACCGGUGGCCAGCUGCAGCAGUGUCCCGUGUGGCAAGGAGAUAUUCACCACCGCUGUUUUAGCGCUUGUUAAGAGCAAGGAAUACGCGCACAACUUCAUCGUUAGUGUGUUGUUUUGCUCGAAGCUUUGUGCGGAUCGUUGGUUCCAGUACAACUGUGAUGCGUACGACGAGCUAUCGUGGGAAAUUCCAAACUAA